AAAACCGUGACCUUCAUCAGUGGCACCUUAUCUUUGGUGAACGACGAUACGUAUUCCCGACGUCUUCUUUAACUCUCAUGUCGACUGCAGCGAUACCUCGCAUUGCUGUUGUAGCAGCAGGGGCCAUGGGCUCUGCUGUCGCCAAAAGACUUACCAAGGCUGGUUGUACAGUCUACACCAACAUGGACGGUCGGUCCGAUGCCAGCCGCCAAAGGGCCCUCGACGCAGGGAUGAUUGACGUUCCUCUGUCCGACAUCGUGCGCAAGGCCAGCUGGAUACUGAGCAUACUUCCGCCCCGCGAUGCAUUCUCAUUCGCUGAGAAGAUCCGCGCUGAAACAAACUCGCUAAUCGGUGAUAAUGGACAUCUCACCGAAUCUCUUGUGUUCGCUGAUUGCAACGCUGUAAGCCCGGCCACGGUUAAACGUAUAGCUGGGCUUUUCGAAUCGACGAGUAUCAAGUUUAUUGAUGCUGGCAUCAUCGGGGGCCCACCAACCGAAAACUAUAACCCCACUUUUUAUGCAUCAGUUGACCCCAAAGAUGAGAAAGUGUUGGAUGAAUUUACUGCCCUAUCAAAGUACGGGUUAAAGGUCGCGCCUUUGAAAGGUGAGGGUGCGGGCAUAGGCGAUGCCAGUGCGUUGAAGAUGUCUUACGCCGGAAUAUCAAAAGGCACGACUGGGCUUCUGACGGCCAUGGUGUUGGGUGAGUUUUGCACUUUUGGUCUGCAAAUUUACGAGAUCGCCGACCAUGGAGAACAGCUGCGCAUGCGUCGUCGCCGGCAACGGCUGAUGCGCUGCUAAAUGAACUAAACAUAUCCCAGUCGGUUCUUCUAAACCGACUUGCGAAGAGUAU
This is a messenger RNA of Serpula lacrymans var. lacrymans S7.9, 849 nucleotides long. RefSeq lists its product as uncharacterized. Bases 78 to 797 code for a protein of 239 amino acids. Lineage: Eukaryota; Fungi; Basidiomycota; Agaricomycetes; Boletales; Serpulaceae. The transcript is spliced from 2 exons. Gene Ontology annotation, molecular function: NADP binding. The record is from RefSeq and is a predicted model, not a curated record.